UAUGCCAAAAUAACCAUCUUUAUGCUCAAGUUGACCAUUAUGUAUACUCAAGAUGGGACAUAAGUGACACUUUUAUUUUAUCACUCACACAGUCAUUUUUUUGUUUUUUGUUUCUGUAGCCUCUGUUAGUGGUGGUCAGUGACUACAGCACUGAGUAGUGUGUGGGGCAUUGGGGUUCGCAGGGUGGAGGACGAGCAGCGGCACCAGCCGGUGAGAUGAGAGGAGGCCGGCGGGCGGCGCAUUGAUACCUGCCUGGGAUUCUCACGGCUUUCCAGAGUUUCACAAGUGCCCUGGACUUCCUGGUACGGGACCAUAGACAUUUUCUGCUCCUGUGUGGCCAGGGAAAUACCCGUGGCUAUGUAAACGAAAGGAAGCCGUCGAGCGGAGAGCAAGGUCAUGAGUGCCUUUAGGAGAGAUCCAGUGGAUUAUAAACUCACCUGUCUGAAGCCCUGCCCUGUCUGGGCCCAUCCUGGUGCCCCACCACCGGCAUCACACCAUGACGUCUGACACUGAGCAGGAUGCAGCGGUGAAACUGGACCAGGAGCGGGCCGAGAUAGUAGCCAAAUAUGACAAGGGAAAAGAGGCAACUGUGGAGCCCUGGGAGGACACCAACUUCCACCUGUACAAAGUCAUUGAUCGAUUCGGCUUCGUUCAUGAAAAUGAACUUCCAUCCUACGACUCAGUGGAGGAGAAGCAAAAGCACACUGAAGUGGAGAGGACCACCAAAUGGCUGAAGAUGCUGAAGAGCUGGGAUAAAUACAAGAACAGUGAAAAGCUGGUCAGGAGGAUUUACAAAGGGAUCCCUUUACAGCUCAGAGGCGAGGUCUGGUGUCUGCUGCUUGAUGUACCCAAAAUAAAAGAAGAGAAGAAAGACUUUUAUGAGAAGCUGAAGGCCAGAGCUAGGGGACUGUCGCCUGAUAUCCGUCAGAUAGAUCUGGAUGUCAACCGCACUUACAGAGAUCACAUCAUGUUCAUGCACCGCUAUGAUGUCAAGCAGCAAGCUCUCUUCCAUGUCCUAACAGCAUACUCGAUAUAUAACACGGAAGUGGGCUACUGUCAGGGCAUGAGUCAGAUCACUGCUCUGCUGCUCAUCUACAUGAAUGAGGAGGAUGCUUUCUGGGCCCUGGUCAGACUCUUAUCAGGCCAGAAACAUGCCAUGCAUGGUUUUUUCGUCCCUGGCUUUCCAAAGUUGAUGCGUUUCCAAGAACAUCAUGACCGCAUCCUGAAGAAAAUGAUGCCGAAGCUCAAGCAGCACUUGGAUGCUCAAGAAGUUUACACCAGCCUCUACACCAUGAAGUGGUUUUUCCAGUGCUUCCUGGAUAGAACUCCUUUCACGCUUACACUUAGGAUCUGGGAUAUCUACAUUUUGGAGGGUGAGAGAGUGCUGCCUGCCAUGUCCUACACUGUGCUCAAACUCCACAAAAAGCACUUAAUGAAGUUGUCCAUGGAAGAGCUGGUGGAGUUUCUCCAGGUCUCUUUGUCCAAAAACUUCUACUACGAGGAUGACGUUGUAAUUGAGCAGCUGCAGAUGUCCAUGAGUGAGCUCAGGAGGGCAAAGCUGGAACUACCGGCUCCAGGUAAAGAUGAAGAGUUUCCUAAAAAACCUCUUGGUCAGCUUCCACCUCUGAGUUCGGAGUCAGUGGUGAACCAUUUUGUGAAUGGGCAGAGCCACGCUGAACCCGUUGAGCUUGAACGGGAGCCUAGUCCUGUACCAGAGCGUCAGGUGGAAAGUCGGCCUCCAAGCCGCGUCCGCAGAGACUCACUGGAUAAGCCCGUUCGCCAUAACAAGGCUGACCGAAAAGAUGCCAUCUCCAGGGCAUCUGGGGAGGUUCCCAGUGAGUGGGCUUCCCCACCUCAGAGGGAGCCAACGCCACCCCCUGCUCCCACUCCACUACCCCAGAAUCCAGUGCCACAAGCCACUGUCACUGCAGAAGGGAAAAGCAAUGCCACAGCUAACCGCAACUCAAAUGCAGUACCCAGUACUCGUCGAGACAUAGGUCCCCGCUGGUUCAAACCUUCAGAGACUAAGCUAGAGGCUGCUAAAGCUGCAGCCGCACGGGAGAGACAGAGCAGAGGGAGCUCUCCUGCUCCUUCCAGUCCAGAUGACACUGCACUGGCCCACAGACGACCACGCUCUAAAGGCUUCAUGCCUGGCUCUAAUAGGGGCUCAAAUGCCUCACAAUAUGACAACGUACCUGGAUUACCUGACCAGGACUUUGAAAUCCUGGAGCUAGAGAGGCCUCCAUCAAGAAUUAGAAAUAUUCGCGCUGAGACUCCUUUUAGUGCUUCAUCUGGUCCUCAUGGCAGUCCGCUUCGUGGACCUAGUUUGGCUGAAAGUAUUGUCUCUGUAGCCUCAGGACCCAGAGGGGCGAAGCACCCAUUUUCUCAUCAGUUUUCUCACGGCUCUUCGGCAGGGACCCAGAGCAGUUACCCCUUUGGCCACAUUAUCAUGUCUCCGCACCAGCAGCCACAGGGUAGAACCACUACUGAAGUCCCCAUCUUUCACCCAGCCCACAAUGUGAAUCUGGAUCACAGAGGGGAGGACCCACGCUAUGCGGUGACCUCUCGAUAUACCCCCUCUCCCACUAAGAUGUAUGGGGAGCGAGCAUACGCCACUACACAGAGGCAUGCAAACAGUGUUUCCCCAGAAAAGUUGUUCAUGAACAACUCUUUUGCCACAUACCGCAGACUGCCUCCAUCCAGCUCCAGCCACCUCCCCCGCACCACUCAGCCUCCGCAGGAGUACACCCUGCAGCUGGAGACCUCAGGGACCUCUGCUCCCAUUUACCUACAGCAGCUCACCUCCACUGCACAGGGCUACACAGGAGUGGGACAGCGCAGAAUGGAGCCCAGCUUGCACUAUUCUCGAGAUGACAGACACAGGGGAGGUGUGGAUGAAUCUACAUGGGGCGAUAGUGACCUCCACCCACCAUCUCCGGGUGGGAUGCCGCGCUCACCGAGCUUUCAGAAAGCUCAAAUGUUUCCUGUGCAGGAGUUUACCUUUCCUGCCAACAACCUCCAUCACUUUAGGAACACGGUUUGAGGAGCAGCAGCCUGUGAUAAGGCAACAGCACCCCCAGCUGUUUGUAGGACCACAUUACAGAAAUGCACAUGAGGCAUUUGCCAUGCAGGACUCCAUGCUUCUGUGACAGAGACAAAAUGACUAACACUGUAGAGUAUGGGAUAGUCAGUAACACUGUGGUUAGGUUAAGUGUUUAUGCUUGCUUGAUAAGGGUAUGGUUUUGUUUCUGCUUUGUAUUUUCAGACAUAAACAUGUAAAAUACUGACAGGACACACCAGCCAACAAUAUUUCUACUGAUCAGUUUAAGGAGAAUAAACUGACUGAAUAUUUCCUUUUAUUUUUGGAUGUAAAAUAACAGAUGGCUGUGUAUAUCUUUU
This is a messenger RNA of Boleophthalmus pectinirostris (great blue-spotted mudskipper), 3399 nucleotides long. RefSeq names its product USP6 N-terminal like (gene usp6nl). The record is from RefSeq and is a predicted model, not a curated record. The transcript has 15 exons. Bases 497 to 3043 code for a protein of 848 amino acids. NCBI's taxonomy places the organism in Eukaryota, Metazoa, Chordata, Actinopteri, Gobiiformes, Gobiidae.